Messenger RNA from Hyaloperonospora brassicae, 756 nucleotides. The record is from the annotation of a GenBank genome assembly. Lineage: Eukaryota; Oomycota; Peronosporomycetes; Peronosporales; Peronosporaceae.
AUGUGCAACUUCGGACACGUGACCAAUUACUUGACCAAACUGGAGCAAGUGAGCUCGUCCCAGAGCGACGCUGUGUUGAAGUCGAAGGUCGCGUCGGCUUUUGGGCUUGUCGCUCUGCACGAAAAGAACUACCAUGCUGCGGCUUCCAAGUUCAUCGAGUGCAGUGCUGAGAUUGGUGCAAGUGACAACGAAGUGCUGCACGCAGAGGACAUUGCACUGUACGGUGGGGUUUGCGCUCUGGUGUCUUUUGAGCGCAAAGAGCUGAAGGAAAAAGUGAUCAACAACUCGUCGUUCAAAGCAUUCUUAGAGCUGCUGCCUUGGCUGCGCGAGCUCAUUACGGACUUCAACUCAAGCAACUAUGCGUUGUGUCUUCAGACGCUGGAGCGAAGAAAGCCUGAGCUCAAGCUCGACAUGUAUCUGUGUGAGCACGUGGCUAAGCUGUGCAAGGAGAUUCGGAGCCGCGGAAUCAUUCAGUACUUUUACCCGUACCUGUCCGUGGAUUUGCACCAGAUGGCUCGCACGUUCAACACAGCAGCAGCGGACCUUGAGAAAGAGCUGUGCGAGUUGAUUGCUGCCGAGCGUCUACAUGCGCGAAUGGACUCGUACCAAAAGGUGUUGCAUGCGUACCAGCCGAACCACCGCACUAUUACGUACAAACGUGCGUUUGAAGUGGGCCGCAAGUAUGCUGCCGAGUCGCGCAAUCUGCUGUUGCGCAUGAGUCUGCUCAAGAACAACGUGAUCAUCCGCGACUCGUGA